This is a messenger RNA of Sclerotinia trifoliorum, 1262 nucleotides long. The record is from the annotation of a GenBank genome assembly. Lineage: Eukaryota; Fungi; Ascomycota; Leotiomycetes; Helotiales; Sclerotiniaceae.
AUGGCAGAUGUAAGGACCACCUCAAUUUUCUCCUCGUGACUUUUUGCUCACGUGUAUUAUAGUCACCCUCUUCAAGCAGUGCAAGACCCGUUCUCAGCGACACUGUUGCUCCAGGAUAUGUCGACAAUGCCAGUUUACCUGAGUUUCCCGCUCCCCCUGCCACCAAUAUCCAAGACGAGAGAACACCUGAGCUCCCAAUGGAUGCGACGGAUAAGGAAAAAUCCCGGAAUCAGAUAGUAGUUAUUCUCCAGGCCUGUAUAUUAGCGAAGGAUGGGUAUUGACAGGCAUAGAUUAUACCGAAUCUCCCGAUCCCUCUAGGCACCCCAAUAGUCUCGAUAGCAUUGAAGAUGACGGUGACUAACUUUUAGACAAGUAUCAUGAAUACGAGAUUCCAGACAAUCCAGAACAGUCGAUGUUCCACAGACAAUCAAACAAUAAAAACUCCACGUCUCAAUUCCAGUGUACCACCUGUUGCGAGCAAGAACAGGAUGUUCAACAAACGGCCGUUCUUUUGUACGGUUGCGUAUAUUGUAGCUCUUAUAUCAAAGCUCGUUUUACUAUCGCCAUACACGCUGAGUACUUGUUGCGCUAAUACGGAUUGUUUGGCUUUCAUUGUUAAGGAGAGUUAUCCAAGUAAAGAAAGCCCUUUGUACCAAAUCACCGUGAGAUACAGUGACGUGUGUAAAGUGCAAGGGCAAAUGACACGAGGGAGAUUAUCCCGCUAAUGAAGCUCUUGAGUUGGUGCUUGCGGAAGCUGAGAAGUAUUCGUGGAAGCGCUGUGCCAAAUGCGGUGCUUUGGUUGAACAUUUAGAGGGGUGUCUCACAUGAGGUAAGUAUUCUCCGUUCUAUCCUCACUCCCAUCGUUCCAAAAUAUACUGAUUCUUUAAAACCCAGAUGUUAAUGCGGUUACCAGUUCUGCUACUGCUGCAACGCCACAAGACGAGCUUGAUCACACACUCGGAAUCGCCCACCCAUAUGCAAACAACGAACAUCAUACGGGUAAUGAAUUUAUGAAUUCUUCUGCCUCGAAUGCUCCGCCAGCAAACAUGGAAGUAUUGAACGCUUUGCUCAUGAGUAAGUUCCUAGUGCGAAUAGACAUCAGCAAUCUAGCCCCUCUUCCAGUACAAGCGCACCACGUAUUAGUGAGCACAGUCGACCUACCAUUGCCACCUUAUUCCUUACUAUGUCUCAAACUGUCCAAUCCACGAAUAAUUCUACUCCAACCCACAAGAUGCAAAUCUAAUGUCCAACAACCCGUUUAA